Molecule: messenger RNA, 2520 nt
Organism: Onychostoma macrolepis
Lineage: Eukaryota; Metazoa; Chordata; Actinopteri; Cypriniformes; Cyprinidae
Exons: 16
Coding region: 1-2097 (698 amino acids)
Biological process (GO): immune response; negative regulation of T cell proliferation; cellular response to lipopolysaccharide
Cellular component (GO): external side of plasma membrane
Molecular function (GO): nucleic acid binding
Source: RefSeq, a predicted model, not a curated record
AUGACUCUGUAUCACCGGGGUGUUCGUAUUGGUCAAGUGAUCAGGAGAAAGAAUGUUACGACAGAUGCAUCGAGUACGGGCUGGGGAGCCGUAUGCGAUGGCAGACCAGCCUUCGGGACGUGGUCAGAAACGGAGAAGUCAUGGCACAUAAACUGUCUGGAGCUCCGUGCUGUUCACCUAGCGCUCGAGUGCUUUCUUCCAGACAUUCUUCAACGUCAUGUUCUCAUCAGGACGGACAGCAUGACAGUGGUGGCGUUUAUAAAUCACCAAGGCGGUGUGAACUCGCGACCACUGCUGCAACUGGCGAGAGACCUCCUUCUGUGGGCAGAUCGACACCUCCUCUCCAUCCGGGCAGUACAUGUCCCCGGACGCCUGAACUACGGCGUGGAUUUACUGUCGAGGGGCGGGAUAAUCCACGGGGAGUGGAUAUUACACCCUCUGACAGUCAAUAUGAUUUGGAGUGUAUUCGGCAGGGCGGAGGUGGAUCUCUUCGCAUCAGCGGAGAACACUCACUGCCCGCUGUUUUAUUCACUGACACACUCUCCUCUGGGAGUGGAUGCACUAGCUCACAGCUGGCCGAAGUACGCACCGUGGUUCCCAGAACUGGUGGAGAUGCUGGUAGCCCCCAUGGAUUAUCCCACUGAAGAGACCUCCUCUCUCAAGCACAAGGAACGAUUUGGCACCCAAAUCCAGAGUCAUGGAGCCUUCAUGUCUGGCCGCUCGACGGAGCUUGCCAAUGGGUCUGCAGAGCUGCUCCUCGCCUCUAGUAAUCUUCAGAUUAUUUAUUUAUUUGGCUUUAUAGGGUUGGUUGUGCGUGGUCCCUCUGGUCCUCUGGUUGCUCCUCUGGGAUCUUCAGUAGUUUUGCCCUGUUAUGUUGAUGAACUCUUACUAAUGGAGGAUCUGGAGGUGGAAUGGAGAAGAACAGACUCAGAGACUCUUGUUCAUCUGUAUCAAGAUGGUGAGAGUCGAGCAGAGGCCCAGCAGCAGGAUUAUCAUGAUAGAGCGCAUUUCUUUAUUGAUCAGAUUCAACAUGGAAACUUCUCCCUCCGUCUGGACAAUCUGAGAGCUGAAGAUGAGGGACGAUACACAUGUACUGUUCACAGUCAGCAAGAGUCUGGAGAAACUGUGGUUGACAUAAAAGAUGUUGAGCGUUUGCUAGUAUCAGGAUCGAGUCGCUCCAUAUCUGCGUCUGAGGACGUCACUCUGAACUGCUCUGUAGACUCUCACAUCACACCUGAACACAUUGAAGAGGUUUCAUGGAAGAAAACAGAUGAAGAUGAAGAUAUUCUGGUUCUGCUCUACCAAAACAAUAAGACUUUACCAGAUUCAUCAGAUGAACAAUACAGAGACAGAGUUGAGUUCUUCACUGCUGAAAUCCCCAAAGGAAACUUCUCUCUCAGACUGAAGAGUGUCAGAACUGAGGAUAAAGGAGUUUACAUGUGUCAAGUGUUUGCUGGAGGACUUUCAGCCAAUGCAACUAUUGUACUGGAGAGACUGGUAACGGGUUUCUCUGUUUCACACAUAAUGGUGUUGAUUCUCUGUAUUGCUGCAUCUGGAUCUGCACUUCUGCUCUGCUGCCUGAUCUACUGCAGAUCACCAUAUAAAGGGUUCAUUCAAUCAUUUGCUCCUCUGGGAUCUUCAGUGGUUUUGCCCUGUUAUGUUGACAAAUCCCUAAUAACGAAGGAUCUGAAGAUUCAACAUGGAAACUUCUCCCUCCAUCUGGACAAUCUGAGACGUAAAGAUGAGGGAGAAUAUACAUGUACAGUUCACAGUCAGCAGGACCACUUAUUUUCAACUAAAAUCAUUUUGGAAAUGGGUGAUUAUCGCUCUUUGCUUUUACAAGAUUCAUUUUUCCAUCUUCAGAUGUUUCUAGUCAUCUGUCCAAAUAUCAUCAUGUUCUUUGCUUUUGUCUUGUGGGGUGUUUCUGAAGGAUCCGUGAAUGAGUCAGUUUGUUGUUGUGCUCUUUAUUUUCUGAGGCCUCUCAUUUUACUCUGGGCUUUUCCAUAUGCUAAUGAGUUCACAGGCAACAUUAAAACAUGGAUUCAGAAAUACAGUUAUUGUACAGAAUAUUUAGUUCUCUCAGUUGUUGUUUAUUGAGCUCUUUUUGCAAGUGUUUGGGAAAAACUUCAGAAUUAUGCUGAAUUUGACAGAGCUGUCAUAAUAUUCCUGUUUUUAAUAAUGUUUCUGUGCUGCCUUUGCAAAAUCAUUUACCUUUUAGUUACUGAGGUUGGAAAGAGAAGUGAAGAGAGAACUGUACUGAUAAAUACGAUAAUUGACAUAUUUGACUUAGUGGCUGAUACGAUCUUUGAUAUUCUGCCUAAAUUACAAUUCAUCCUCUUGUUCUUCACUUUUGGAUCUGUCAGAGGAGGAUUCAUCAUUGUUGUCAUUUUACCAGUGUUACUGAUGAUGACAAAUGACAGAUGUUUAUUCAGAUGGUUUGAUAGACUCAGGUGUUCACUUCCAGUCAUGAGAACAGUGAUGUUAAUCAUCAUAAUAGUGAUUAUUGCAGCGAUGAUCGGC